Molecule: messenger RNA, 4604 nt
Organism: Miniopterus natalensis
Lineage: Eukaryota; Metazoa; Chordata; Mammalia; Chiroptera; Miniopteridae
Gene: CRYBG2
Product: crystallin beta-gamma domain containing 2
Source: RefSeq, a predicted model, not a curated record
AUGGAGGAGGCAGGUGGGCCCCCAGCUCAGGCUGAGGCCCGAGUGGUAAGUGCCAGACUGACAUGGCGGCAGCGGCCCCCUGCCCAGGAGAUCAGACAUCAUUUUCACAAGGUGUCCCUGGUGUCAGAGGCCCCGAUGGAGGCCCCCCAGGAGAAGGUGGUUGAGUACAGCCGUGGAGAGGAAGUGAAUGGCUUUGCUGUAAAAGGAGAAGAGACUGUGAACCACCAAGGCCCUUGGGCUGGGGCUGGCUCCAAGGGCUUCCAGAGCCAUGGGCCCAUCUUUUCCAAGAAGUACAUGCUCCCCAAAGAGAAAAGGCUGGUGGGGAGGCUGAAAGAGGCUGUGGACCAGAGUGAUGGCAGCUCCCAAGACCCCAGGACUGAGCCACCAAGCCAGGGAGCCAUGGCCAGGACUGAGCUCUUGGUGCCCCUUCCUGGGCCCCGUGAGCCAAGCCCCCACCCAUGUGUGAACCGUGAAGAGCGGCGGGUGACACGCACUGUGCGGACCACUGUUGUGGUAGGAGGGAAGGUGGACCGGCGGGUGACCAGCUCCGUGACCUUGGAGCCAUCGCUCCCGGGAGAGGCCCUGCCAAGGGGUCGCAAUGCUGUCCGGGCAGUGGUUGUGAGCCACAGGGCUGAGGGCUCACCCAGCCGCAGUCAGGCCCUGGAACUGCUAAGUAGCCGGCUUCCCAGGCCCGUGGCUCCUGUGCCAAGGAGUCCAGGCCUGGGCAGCACAGUGGACACAGCUCUGGGGCAGCUGCCUGAGAUGGGGACAACAGAGCCAAAAGACAGAUCUGCCCUGGCCCCUGCAGGUAUCCCAGGGGUUGCUCACCCACCUCAGAACCAAGAGGUCCUAGCAUCCCACCCAUACCAAGACCAGGGCCGAGCUCGGGAUGCCAGGGCCCAUGAGGUCCCAAGGGGGCAGGGAGCCUCCAACCCCACCCAGCUCCCUCUCCACUCCUCUCAGGGCGAGGAACCAGUACCUUCUUCUCCCAGACUCCAGAUCCAAACCCCCUCCCUGGGUCUAGACCACCCUCCUGAGCAGCCUGUGGUGCCCACUCACCCCAGGGCCCAGCUCACUCUUGAUCCCAGGGGACCCCAGGCCCCGCCCUCUGCAAAAAGGGAAGAGUUUACAGAUACUCCUGCUGCCACCAUCAGGCCCACGGUAAGGGGUGAGGUUGUUAUAGUCCCUGGAGAACCUCCGUCUUCUGCAAGAAGGAAGGCUGUCCCCAGCCCAGGAAAUCUUUCUGCUCCAUCUUCCCCAAGGAAGACGGUUGUUCAGGACUUGGAAAAUGUCCCUACCAUCUCCCUCCCCCAGAAAGAGGUAGUGCAGGGCCCUGAUGUUCUUGCUGACCCACCCCCCACCCAGAAAGAGGUUGUGCAGGGUCCUAGUGCUCCUGCUGCCUCGUCCCCCAAACCAGCCAAGGUUGUCCAGGGCCCGGAAAAUAGGCCUAGCACCCAAAAAGAGGUUGUCCAGGGUAUUGAAGGCAGCCUUGGCCCUUCUCUUACCAAGGAAGAGCCUGUUCAAGGCCUGCCAGCUCCUGCUAUCCCAUCGCCCCAGAAGGAUAAGGCUGUCCAGGGCUCUGAAGGGAGCCCCAUCUCACCUCCCACCCAAAAAGACAUGGUCCAGGGCCCUGCUGUUCUCCCUGCUCCCUCCUCCUCAGUGGGCAAGGCACCCCCCAGCUCAGGAGGCCCCUCUGCCCCAGUGCCAACGGGAGCAGAGGCCAGCCUAGAGUCCCAGCUUGUCCCCGACUCCACGGAAGACAAGAUGCUCCCAGAGCCAUCGAGAGAUGAGGAGGAGCUGGCCCUGACGGCUGACCUGGAGAUUUUCCUGGACACCCUGAGGAGCAUGGAGCCCCCUCACAUCCUCCGCACUCACCGGCUGCCACGGGCCCCCCGCUCCUCCUACCUGGCCAUGUACGCCACGCUGCCCCCUAUCGAGGAGGACCAGCCGGCGCCUUGGGUGCCGGGACCCAGCCCCCAGGAGGUGCCCGCACUGGGAGAGGAGGCGGGGGAGGAGGAGGAGCUGGAGAACCCCUACCUGAGUGAUGACGAGAAGCUCCAGCGCAGGCAGGAGAAAGCUGGGCCCAGCCCCUCCUGGGACUUCCUCCCUGCCAGGCCCCCCCAGGCCUCUUGCUCUCCCCUGGAGAUGAUGAAGAGACAUGUCACAGAUGCCAAGGGCUCCCACGCAGAGCCAGGGCCAGAGGGGCAGGCGGGCGCGAGGCCCACUUCCCGUCUUGAAGGCAGUCUUUUCUUUGGUGGUUUGGUGUCUGCCACCAAGGAGGCCCCUACCUUGGAACCACUAGGCACAAAACUAUCUGCUCUGCCUCCCCAUGGGGCACCAGGGCUCAGAAAGGUGCCAGGACAGCUGCCCCUGCUCUGCAACGAAGGGUCGCCGCCAGAGAAGCCUGAAUGUGCCAGGCCCCCUGAGGGCUGGAGCCCAGCAUCGAAGACCCGGGGCAAGCUGAACACCAGGCCAGGAAAGCUGAUCCUCUUCUCAGAGCCCGGCUGCCAAGGCAGCAGCAGGGAGGUUUGGGAUGACAUCGCCGAUGCCUCCGGCUGGGCCCACGUGGCCUCCGUAAGGGUGGUUCGAGGCUGUUGGGUGCUAUAUGAAGAGCCGGAGUUCCAGGGCCGGAAGCUGGUCCUGCCUGAAGGAGAUGUAGAACUCAGAGCCUCUGGGCCAGCGUGGAGUAUCCAAAGCAUUGGCUCCCUGAGGAGGGUUGUCCGGGGCUACAUUACCCCAGAGAUCAGCCUGUACUCUGAGGAGGGUCUCAAGGGGGAGCAAGUGAAGCUAACCAAGUCCUUGGAGGACCCCCAGAGCCUGAAGAGGCCCUUGCAAGUGGCAUCUGCCACUGUCUCUGCAGGACUGUGGCUGCUGUACCCCAAGCCCUUCUUUGAAGACACUCCCUGCAUCCUGGAGCCUGGAGAGUACCCCACCUCCAAGGCCUGGGGUACAUCAGACCCCAGCGUGGGCUCCCUGAAGCCCGUGAGAUUGGGCUGCCCAAGAGUGGAGAAGCCAGGGGAGCCCAAGGCUGUGGUGUAUGAGGCCCCAGGCUUUCAAGGCCAGAGCUGGGAAGUGAGCAGAGACAUCUACAACCUUCAGCAGCCAGAGGACAGCCACAGCCCCCACCUGGCUUCUGUGGGGUCCCUGCGAGUUCUUGGAGGCUGCUGGGUGGGCUAUGAGAAGGAAGGUUUCCGGGGCCACCAGUAUCUGCUGGAGGAGGGGGAAUACCCUGAUUGGUCACACUGGGGAGGCUAUGACGAGGUGCUGACCUCCCUGCGGGUCAUCCGGACGGACUUCUCGGACCCGGCCGUGGUGCUGUUUGAGGCCAUGGACUUCGAGGGGCGCUGCGUAGAGGUGAGCGAGGCAUUGCCGGACGUGGCGCUGGCGGGACAAGGCCCCCACACGCAGGCUAUCCACGUGCUCAGCGGCGUGUGGGUGGCCUACCAGGAGGCGGGCUUCUCCGGGGAACAGUACGUGCUGGAGAAGGGCGUGUACCGCAACUGCGACGACUGGGGCGCCGGCAACAGCGCCCUCGCCUCACUGCAGCCGGUGCUGCAGGUCGAAGAGCACAGUCUGCACUUUGUCUCAAAGAUUCAGCUGUUCUCGGGCCCCGACUACCUGGGGGACCACAUCUCCUUCGAGGAUGACCAGGCCUCUCUGCCCGCCUCUUUCCAGCCCCAGUCCUGCCUGGUCCACGGCGGCAGCUGGAUCCUGUUUGAUGAGAAGAACUUUGAGGGCGACCAGCACAUUCUCUCUGAGGGCGAGUUCCCCACUCUCACGGCCAUGGGCUGUCUGGCCUCUACAGUCCUGGGCUCCCUCCGGAAGGUACCCCUGCACUUUUCGGAGCCCUCCAUUUUCCUGUACGGCCUGGAGUGCUUCGAGGGGAAGGAGAUUGAGCUCAAUGGAGAGGUGCGGAGCCUGCAAGCCAAGGGCUUCAACAACCAUGUGCUGUCCGUGCGGAUCCAGGGGGGCACCUGGGUGCUGUGUGAACACAGUGACUUCCGGGGCCGCCAGUGGCUGGUGGGCAGCUGCGAGAUCACCAACUGGCUGACCUACAGUGGGACGCAGAGGGUGGGCUCCCUCUACCCCAUCAAGCAGCGCCGGGCUUAUUUCCGCCUCUGGAAUGUGGCACUGAGGGGAUUCCUGGCAGUGCCAGACCAUGUGGAAGACAUGAAGGCAGGCCGUGUGGUGGUCUCUGAACCUGGAGCUGGAGGUAGCUGCAUCUGGUACUAUGAAGAUGGGCUGCUGAAGAACCAGGUGGCCCCCACCAUGAGCCUGCAGGUGAUUGGCCCCCCCAGCACAGGCUCCAAGGUGGUGCUGUGGGCUGAGAGCCGCCUGCCCCGUCAGACAUGGAGCAUCGACAACUCGGGCCACAUCUGCAGCCAGAUGUUUGAAGGCCGGAUCCUAGAUGUGAAGGGUGGCCGGGGAUACGACCGGGACCAUGCAGUGCUGUGGGAGCUGGCCGAGGACAGGGCUUCCCAGACCUGGACUGUUCAUGUGCUUUGACACCCCACCCUCCUAGCCCUGGAGGCUUUCUCUGGGAUGAAACGUUUUUAUAGGUGUUUCGCUGUUGUUGUUGUAAUAUAAGCUGUUUUCUAAUAUCC